Brachypodium distachyon (stiff brome) is the source of this 1663-nucleotide messenger RNA. Its product is annotated as AT-hook motif nuclear-localized protein 18. Gene Ontology annotation, biological process: vegetative to reproductive phase transition of meristem. The coding region runs from base 79 to 1161 and encodes 360 amino acids. Gene Ontology annotation, molecular function: DNA-binding transcription factor activity; minor groove of adenine-thymine-rich DNA binding. NCBI's taxonomy places the organism in Eukaryota, Viridiplantae, Streptophyta, Magnoliopsida, Poales, Poaceae. The transcript has a single exon. The record is from RefSeq and is a predicted model, not a curated record. Gene Ontology annotation, cellular component: nucleus.
CCGAAGCACAAACCCCGCCUAGCUCUCGCCUCUCGCACUUUUGCUAGCUUUGACCUCGCCAUCAGGGGAAGACGGAGAAUGGAUCCCGUGGCGGCGCAUGGCGGCGGCGGCGGGCGGCACCACUUCGGCCCGCCGGUGGGCUCCCCGUUCCACAGCCCCUUCCAUGGCAGCCACGGCCAUGGCGCCGGGGGGCAGUUCCAGCAGCAGGCGGCGCCGCAGUUCCAGGCGUAUGAGCUCCAUGGCCACCAGGCGCAGAUGCUCGCCAACAGCAUGGGCGGCGGCGGCGGGAACAGCGGCAGCAGUAUGCUGGCGAAGCAGGAGCUGGUGGACGAGAGCACCAUCAACAGCGCCGGCAGCAACAGCGCCGGCGAGCAGGGCAUGGGCUCCGCGGAGCCGCAGAUCAUGGGCCAGACGCAGGCCGGAGGCGUAGGCGGAGGAGGAGAGGAUCCGCAUCAGCAGCAUGGGGCGGCGGGCCUGCGGCAGGGCGUGAUGCGGAGGCCCAGGGGCCGGCCGGCGGGGUCCAAGAACAAGCCCAAGCCGCCGGUGAUCAUCACGCGCGACAGCGCCUCGGCCCUGCGGGCCCACGUGCUCGAGGUCGCCCCCGGCUGCGACGUCGUCGACGCCGUCGCCGACUUCGCACGCCGCCGCCAGGUCGGCGUCUGCGUCCUCAGCGCCACCGGCUCCGUCGCCGGCAUCUCCGUCCGCCAGCCCGGCGGCGGAGGCGGAUCCAACGGCAACGGAAACGGCGGCGUCGUCAGCAUCGCCGGCCGCUUCGACAUCCUCACGCUCUCCGGCUCCUUCCUGCCGCAGCCGGCGCCGCCGAGCGCGACCGGGCUCACCGUCUACGUCUCCGGCGGCAGCGGACAGGUCGUCGGCGGCGCCGUCGCCGGCGCGCUCGUCGCCACCGGCGGGCCCGUCGUCAUCAUGGCCGCCUCCUUCGGCAACGCGUCCUACGAGCGCCUCCCCCUCGACGACGAGCCGCCGCAGUCCGCGGCGCCUGAUCUGGCGCCAUUGCCGGCUCCUCUACACCAGCAGCAGCAGCAGCAGCAGUCUCUGGCCAUGAUGAACGCCAUCCAGCUCCCCGGAGACGAAGACGAAGCCGGCGGCUACGGCGGCUGGGCCAGCGCCGGCGCCGGCAGCAGCCGCGUCGGGCCCUACUGAGAUCGAUCAAUGGCAAGCACAUGGAGGCAAUCAAUGGAAGCUAAGAGUUCAAUCAAUCAAUCAAUCAAUUACCAUGCAUCUUCUUCUUCCUGCCUUUGCUGAUUAUGUGCUAGCUCUUGAUCUCGAUCGUCUCGUUCAGUUCUACCCUCCCGUUGUGUCAUCUGCUUUGCAAUUGUCAAUCGCAAGGUUGAUGAUGGUUAAAUUGGAACUUGUAGUAGUGUUCCUGGUCGCCGUUAGUUAUGUUUUUACCUUUAAUUUGUUUACAGCGGUUAAUUGAGCAAUGCAUGCAUCGUUGUAGCUAGGAUGGAGAUCGAGGAAGAGGACUUGUUAGCGGUGGUAAUUACUCAGUUAAGCAACUAGUACUGGUAGUUUUUAUAUAUGUGUUAUUGAAUUGAUAUGUCUCUCUCUCUUUCGUCGUUGUCUUGGAGCUAUAAGACUAGCUAGUUAUGAACAAACCUGCGUGUUUGAUGGAGAAUGAUGGGUGAUCAGUUCGUUGUUUGUU